Molecule: messenger RNA, 1479 nt
Organism: Solea solea (common sole)
Lineage: Eukaryota; Metazoa; Chordata; Actinopteri; Pleuronectiformes; Soleidae
Gene: nme7
Product: NME/NM23 family member 7
Exons: 12
Coding region: 256-1380 (374 amino acids)
Biological process (GO): GTP biosynthetic process; UTP biosynthetic process; CTP biosynthetic process
Cellular component (GO): centrosome
Molecular function (GO): nucleoside diphosphate kinase activity; ATP binding
Source: RefSeq, a predicted model, not a curated record
CUAUAGUAACGAGAGACAGUUCUGGAUAGCUAACGUUAGCGAGCUGACUGUGGCUGGUCAUGGAGUAGUUUCAGUUUUAUUAGUUGGGAAUGCUUGGUCACAAUUUUGUAACUAGUGUUAAUUAUUGUUAUCAAAGGCAACGACAUGACUAUUGCGUAUUCUGCAACGGUAUGAAUACUCCGUAGUUCAAAGGAAACGGCGAUAGUAUUCAACAAACCCAACUACCAUUUUCUCGAGUAAUGCAAAAUCAUUAAAAUGGAGGAUCGCUUUGCCUUUCUCGCCGAGUGGCAUGACACUAAUGCCAGUCUCCUGCGACGCUACCAACUGUUCUACUACCCCAAAGAUUGCUCAGUAGAAAUGUUUGAUCUUAAGAACCAGCGGACCUUUUUGAGAAGGACCAGAUACGAAGGCCUCCACCAGGACGACCUGUUCGUUGGGAGUCGAGUGAAUGUGUUUUCACGGCAGCUUAAUCUGGUCGGAUAUGGGGAUCAGUACACAGCCAACAAACUUGGCAGCAAAAAAGAAAGAACUCUUGCUUUGGUAAAGCCAGAUGUAGUGACCAAGAUUGGAGACGUUCUUGAAUUGAUUUACUCCUCUAACCUGAUUGUUACCAAAGCCAAAAUGACAAAGCUCACAUGGAGCCAAGCGGCAGACUUUUACGCGGAACAUCACUCAAAGCCAUUCUUCAAUAACCUUGUGCAGUUUAUGUCCUCGGGGCCCGUUGUUGCCAUGGAGCUGAUGGGUGAUGAGGCCAUGUCUACCUGGAGGAGGCUCCUGGGACCCACAGACUCUGCUGUGGCACAGAGGGAGGCACCACAAAGUGCGCGUGCCAGGUUUGGAACAGAUGGCGUCAAAAAUGUUGGACACGGCUCUGACUCACAUGCUGCAGCAGCAAGAGAACUUGAGUUUUUUUUCCCAUCCACAAUUGGCCACGGUCCCUUAAAUACAGCUGUGUGUACAGACUGCACAUGCUGCAUCAUCAAACCUCAUGCUAUAUCAGAAGGUCUGAGCGGGAAGAUCCUGAACUUCAUAUCUGCAGCUGGAUAUGAAAUCUCAGCUCUUCAAAUGUUCAACAUGGACCGUGUAAACGCAGAGGAAUUCUACGAAGUUUACAAAGGAAUUGUUACAGACUAUUCUAGUAUGGUGACUGAGCUGUUAUCUGGCCCCUGCAUGGUUCUGGAGAUCCAGAGCACCAACACGCCUCAGACAUUCAGGGACUUCUGCGGACCAGCUGAUCCCGAAAUUGCUCGGCAUCUCCGCCCGACCACGCUGCGCGCUCGUUACGGCAAAGACAGGGUGAAGAACGCGGUUCACUGUACGGACCUCCCCGAGGACGGGGUUCUGGAGGUGAAGUAUUUCUUCAGGAUUUUGGACGGAUGAGCGCGAAGAAGACGUCAAACUCAUGGACUUAACAGUUGUCUCAUUUUUCUGUUUAUUUGUUUCAGCCUUUUGCAGAUUAAAUAAAGUGACAAGAGCAGA